Messenger RNA from Microtus ochrogaster (prairie vole), 2472 nucleotides. RefSeq names its product interleukin 17D (gene Il17d). Gene Ontology annotation, molecular function: cytokine activity. Gene Ontology annotation, biological process: inflammatory response. The record is from RefSeq and is a predicted model, not a curated record. Gene Ontology annotation, cellular component: extracellular region. NCBI's taxonomy places the organism in Eukaryota, Metazoa, Chordata, Mammalia, Rodentia, Cricetidae.
UUUAUUCCCAUGUUCCUAGAAAUGAGAUAAUGCUAACAAAUUUAUGUGCUAGUCGGAAAAUGUUCCAUAAACCCAGAUGUGUUUCCUAAGAACUGUAAAUUGUUUAAGCAGUCAUGUUCGAAGGACGUUAGUGGCAAAGCAGUUACAAAGCACUUUAGUUUUAAAGCAUCGAAGGCAAGUGUUUUAUUGCACAGCAUAACUGAAAUGCAGUUUACUGGUUUACAAUUUGGUUCAAACCCAAAGCUGCAAGCCAUUUUAGGGAAUCAAAAAUUAUUUUGCAAACUUUCAAAAAGCUUUCGGCUGGAUUCAACCAUUUGUUUUUAUUUUCAAAGCGUCAGUGCUCGAAAGUAACCGUAUUCAUUAGCUUUGUAGAAUGGACAAGGAGGUGAGCAAGGAGAUACAAUAUGGUCCUUCAUUUGGGCUGAUUUCCUUUAGUUAAUUCACAGAACUUUAGGCUCACUUUACACGUCUGCUCACACAAUAUCAUGGUUGAGUUCUCCAACACUGUAAAACUAGACCAUGAGAUGCCCACUUACAGCCGUGUGUCAGGUGGGGGAGGGUAUUUAUUACUCUGCCUUUAGCUGAAUAAGAGGCAAGGAGUCAUUUUAUGAGUAUUAAGGGGGAAACAGUUUCCUCUCGCCUCACAGAACAUUAGCUUUAUUUUUUAAUCUCUAAUAUAAUUCUUCGAACUAUGAAAUCUCAGAAGUCGAGGUCCCAAGGAGGAGAGUCCUAGGUUUGAGUUCAUUCAUUUCCAAGUGGCCUGUCCAGUUCCUGGACCGCUUUUAAUGCCUAGAGAAAUCCAUUUCCUCUGAGCCAAAGUCGGCCUCCCGACUGCAUCCCCGCCGCCCCACUGGGCCGUGCCGAGACGUCGAGGCCAGUCACCACCUCCUCCUCCAGCCAGGCGGACCGCGCCAGUCCACUUCGGUGGGAGCGACACCCAACCCGCAGGCCACACGCCCCGCGUGUGCGGCGCCUUUAUUUACUUCGCUCAGGAGCCAUCAGCCCCCCUCCUAAUAAGUCUGGAAAGCAUUUCGGCGACGCGAUGCUGGGGACACUGGUCUGGUUGCUCGCGGUCGGCUUCCUGCUGGCUCUGGCGCCGGGCCGCGCGGCGGGCGCGCUGAGGACCGGUAGGCGCCCGGUGCGGCCGCGGGACUGCGCGGACCGGCCGGAGGAGCUCCUGGAGCAGCUGUACGGACGGCUGGCGGCCGGCGUGCUCAGCGCCUUCCACCACACGCUGCAGCUCGGGCCGCGCGAGCAGGCGCGCAACGCCAGCUGCCCCGCCGGGGGUAGGCCUGCCGACCGCCGCUUCCGGCCGCCCACCAACCUGCGCAGCGUCUCGCCCUGGGCGUACAGGAUUUCGUACGACCCUGCUCGCUUCCCGAGGUACCUGCCUGAAGCCUACUGCCUCUGCCGAGGCUGCCUGACCGGGCUCUUUGGUGAGGAGGACUUCCGCUACCGCAGCGCACCUGUCUACUCCCCGGCCGUAGUGUUGCGCCGCACCGCCGCCUGUGCGGGAGGCCGCUCAGUGUACGCCGAACACUACGUCACAAUCCCGGUGGGCUGCACCUGCGUACCCGAGCCAGAUAAAGCCUCGGACAGCGCCAACUCCAGCAUGGACAAGCCAGGAGCCAAGCUGCUCCUCGGGCCCAACGACAGGCCAGCUGGGCGCUGAUGCCGGGGACUGCCCACCACUACCCAGCUUCCUGCAUCUGUCCUCCACGUCGUUCCCCACCCGUGCCGCUGCCCACUUUUUCCCAAGGCACAGCUUCAUGAGCUUUAAAUAUAUUUGUAUUUUUCAAAGUAGACACUACAUACCUACGGCUAUUUUGAAUAGAGGCAGAAACUAUUUUCAUAUUAGUAAUUUAGAGCAAGCCUGUUAUUUUUAAAACUUCCUCGACAUACAAGGAAAUCAUAAGCAUCCAGUUUUCUCCAGUAUGGUUCUUGAGCGCGUAAUUGUGUGCUCACAUGACCUUCUUUUAGCUGACCCUGUGCCCUGUCUCUGAGUUCAGCCUGUAGCCAGGGUUCGCCCAGGUGAAAUGGAUGCUCCCAAACUGUACCGGAAGACCUCUCAGGUCCACAGAGAGAGGGGGGGGGGGAUUUGAGGGGCCUCCUGGUUCCUGAAACCAAACUCUCCUCUGUUUCUGAGCAUAUGGAUGGUCUCAACUUUCUAGCAAUUUAAUUCUUUGGUGUGAUUCUUCCACUUUUGAAAACCAUUGGUCUCGAUUCAUGGCAGGAGGUGGAACGUGACAUCUUAGCCGGUUCUCAGGGAGCUCCAAGCACACAAGGGCUCAGUUUUAUGGGCUUUUGGAUCAAGCCAAGCCUAAGGAGGAAAAGGGAGGGCCUAGAAUCCAGAGUACUCCGGGCUUUAAACUGUGAGCUAACUCCUUACUCUCAUUUAAGGGGAAAGUCUGCCCCUGAGCACGUUUGUAAAAGUUCAAAAAAAUUCCCUAAAACAGUGGAAGCUGAAGCAUG